Molecule: messenger RNA, 3372 nt
Organism: Mercenaria mercenaria
Lineage: Eukaryota; Metazoa; Mollusca; Bivalvia; Venerida; Veneridae
Product: U4/U6.U5 tri-snRNP-associated protein 1-like
Exons: 19
Coding region: 141-2390 (749 amino acids)
Biological process (GO): maturation of 5S rRNA; mRNA cis splicing, via spliceosome
Cellular component (GO): U4/U6 x U5 tri-snRNP complex
Source: RefSeq, a predicted model, not a curated record
GGUAUAAACGUUCGGUUUCCGUUUCCGGUUAAAUCUGGACGUGAAUUUUUCGUACUUUUGUUUAUAUUCUUAUUUUCAAGAGUUAUUCUUGCAUAAUUGUUUAAUUGCCAACAUCCUGGUGAUUGCCUUGUUAACACAAUAUGGGUUCAUCAAAAAAACACAAAGACAAAGAUCGUGAACAUAAAAAGAAGCGAAAACAUCGGUCAAGAUCCAGGGAAAGGUCUCGUUCAAGGGAAAAAGAGGGAAGAGAGGGUAAAAGGCGCCACAGAGAGCGAGAUGGUGACAGGUACUAUGAUCCAUAUCCAGAGGGAGUCGAUAGAGAAGAAGGGGAAAUCGAUGAUCCUUACAACAAUCCUGCCCUGAAGCCAGAACCUGGAUCAUCAUCUGGUGGUGGUGGUGGUGGUGGUGGAGGUGGAGAUAUCAGUCUGUCUAUCGAAGAAACAAAUAAGCUGAGGGCAAAACUUGGUCUGAAGCCAUUGGAGGUGUCAGCAGGAGCUCCAGAGUUGGAGAAAGAAUCUUUAAAAGAUGAUAUACACAAGCCAGCUGAAAGCUGGACACAGGCAAAAAAGACAGAGAAAAUCAAGGAAAAAUUAGAGAGGUCAAAACAGAGAAGAGAAAUAAGCAACAAAUUAGGUAAGAUAAAAACAUUAGGAGAGAGUGACUCAGACGAGGAUGCUGCCACAUGGGUGAGGAAAAACAGGAUGAAACAGAGAGAAAAAGACAGGGCAGAGAAAACAGCACGUAUGUUGGAAGAAAUGGAUGAAGAAUUUGGUAUUGGUAAUCUGGUAGAGGAAGAAUUUAAAAAGGAUACAACCAAAAAUUACUCGUCCAGAGAUUUAAAAGGGUUGAAAGUUCAGCAUGAUGUGGGCAGUUUCAAAGAAGGCCAGACUGUGAUAUUAACAUUACAAGAUAGAGGUGUUUUGGAUGAUGAGGAGGAAGCAGAAACGUUGGUGAAUGUUAACAUGGUAGAUGAGGAGAAAGCUAACAAGUUUGUAGAACUGAUGAAGAAGAAACCAGACUAUAAUCCAUAUGAUGAGGCUGAGGAAGAUGAAUACGGCGUGUUUAAACCCAAAGAGGUUUUAUCAAAAUAUGAUGAAGAGAUUGGAGGAGAAAGGAAGAAAGAUUUCCAGCUCGGAGCGAGAGGUACAUACAGUUCAGAACAGGACAAACAGAUGGAGAGAAUCAAGGCAGAACUCAGGGCACAGUCUCAAACAUUAUCUUCACAGUUGACAGUAGCAUCAGAGUAUAUGACAGCAGAGGAAGCACAAGCCAAGUUUAAGAAAGUGAAGAAAAAGGUGCGUAAAAUAAGGAAAAAGAAAAUGUUAAAGGCAGACGAUCUUCUUCCAUUGCCAGAUGAAAGUACAGUCCAGGAUUAUGGAUCAAGACCUACAUUAGAGGACCUAAGCGAUGAUAUUACCAUGGAUUCUGAUGAGGAGGAUGAUGUUGAGGUGGAGGAUUUGACUGGGGUGAGGAUAGACGAGGAUGAGGCCAACAUGGAAUUACAGUCAGCGCUUGAUAAAGCCAGAAAAUUGAAACAGAAAAAGGAGAAAAUAAAUCCUGACAAGAUAGCAGAGAGAGUCAAAGUUGCAGAGGACACUGAUAUGGAGGUAAAACAAAAAGGUGUAUCGAUAACAAUGAACUCUACCUCAGAGUUCUGUCGAGCUCUUGGUGAUAUACCAACAUACGGACAGUCAGGCAAUAGGAAUGAAAUUGAAAAGGAUGAGCUCAUGGAGUUGGAGAAGGAGUUGUUGGAGGAGAGACGGAGGAUGGAAGAGGAGGAGGAGGAUGAACAGUCUGGAUGGAAUAGGGUGGAGAUAGAUGAAACACCAGUUAAUAUUCAGGGAGAAGAAGGGGCUAUUUUAGAGGAUGAGCCAGUGCUGAACAAAGGUAUAGGGCAGGCUCUCAAUGUUGCUGUAAAUAAAGGCUUCCUGCAGAAGGAGAAGUUAAAGUCACAGAAGAUGAGCAAAGUAAUGUUGGAAAUGACAGCACAGAAUUAUUCCAUAGAGGAUAAAAGAUAUGAUGAUCUGGAUGAGAAGUAUAAAAAACGUGACAGAUAUCAAGGAAUGUUAAUGGACUUUAAAGAGAAAGACAGUUAUAAGCCUGAGGUGAAAUUAGAGUACGUUGAUGAAUCAGGGCGUCAUUUGAAUCGGAAAGAGGCGUUCAGACAGCUCUCUCAUAGAUUUCAUGGAAAAGGAUCUGGCAAGAAGAAAACUGAGAAACGAGGAAAGAAGAUGGACGAGGAGCAUUUAAUGAUGAAGAUGAGUGCGACUGACACACCCUUAAAUACUGUAGCUUUGUUAAAGGAGAAACAACAGCAAGAGAAAACACCAUAUAUACUUCUCACUGGAAAUAAAGGAUUUACACAGACAAUGGUGAAACCUACAACUUGAUACAGCUGUGGAAUAUGGAAUAUGAACUUAUUGAUGCAGUAUUAUAUAGUGCUGUUCAGAAAUACUGUUCCAGUAUGAAGGAUGCUUAUUUUACAUCGUGUUAAAAGCAACAAGAUGUUCCGAGUUUCAUUCCAAAGACUGUAACAGUUUAAUAUACCAGUAGUUCUGAAUGAUUUUGAUGCAUAAGCACACAGGCUGCAUACAAAAUUUAGAUUAUAAAUUGCCAGUGAAAUAAUUUGUUUGCCCUAUCUGUCAACAGGAAAACUUAGAAAAAUAUUAGAUGCAAUAUAUAUAUUUUAGCUUGUCUGAUUUUUGAAAAAAAUCUACAAGGUAUUGUCAGCGUUGGUGUUGGUUAAAAUUUUUGUUUAGGUCCACCUUUUCUCCAAAACUAUAAAAGCUACAGCUUUGAAUCUUUGCACACUUAUUUAUUAUCAUUAGUUGACUUUGUAGGCCAAGAACCAUAACUCUGAUUUGCAUUUUAUCAGAAUUUUGGCCCUUUUUGUACUUUGGUUACUUGGUUAAAAUUUAAAUUUGAGUUUCUUGGUUAAAAUUUUUGUGUUUUUUUUCUCAGAAAAAAAUAAGAGCUACUGCUUUGAACCUUUGCUUACUUGUUUAUCAUCAUUAGGUGACUAUGUAGUUCAAGAACCAUAACUCUGAUACGCAUUUUGUCAGAAUUAUGGCCCUUUUGUACUUAGAAAUUCUGAACUGUAACUCUUUCCUUACAUACUGUCCAGCACUUGCAGACAAGCGAUGGCACCGGUAGGCGCUGCUCUUGUUUGAUUUAUGUUGUCAGUGAAUUUUAGAAAAUGAGAACAGUUGCAAAGUUUAUACUUACCUUGUUCAAAAAUUGGGACUUUGUAUUGUUAGCAGUCAGAAUGCAGACUGUUAUUGUGAAAAUGUUAAUUGUAAUACAUUUGUAGAAUAUGGCCUUUUAUCUUGUGAACAUUAAUAAUAAAGUCCAAUAAAAUGCAUCCAAAAUAUA